UUUUUUCUCUCUCAGCGAUUUUGUGCUCCACACAAUGACCAUGUAGAGUGAGCGGAGGAAACUGCUCAGUUCCAGACUUCGCCACCCAGUUCCCCAGGACGUGGCUAAAGAAAGCAUCUCACUGAACAGAGAGAGAAAGAGAGCGAGCGUGACUGACUGACUCAUAUUACUACAGGCAGACACACGAAGAACAACACUGUUUGAACAGGCUCAGAGAAGCAAGAAGGAAUCUCUUCUCCGCUUAAGAAAGGUUUGUAGCAGCUGCUGUGAAUUGAGACAGAGAAAAGGAGCAAAUCUGUAAACUUGGGAGGAAAGUCCGAAUCAGUGGACUAUUGGAAAUCUUGAAGUUGCUUCAGCAUGGCUCUCUCGACCCCACAGAAUGGAGUGGACGCACACAAGGAUCCUUUGAUAGAGUUGUUUGUUAAGGCUGGAAGUGAUGGAGAAAGCAUUGGUAAUUGUCCAUUUUCUCAACGACUGUUCAUGAUCUUGUGGCUGAAAGGUGUGGUCUUCAAUGUCACAACAGUUGAUCUGAAGAGGAAACCUGCUGACCUGCAAAAUCUGGCUCCGGGAACACAUCCCCCAUUCAUAACCUUCAAUGGAGAAGUGAAAACUGAUGUCAAUAAGAUUGAGGAAUUCCUUGAGGAUAUCCUGGCUCCACCCAAGUACAUGAAGCUUGGCACAAAGCACCCAGAGUCCAACACAGCUGGGAAUGAUAUCUUUGCAAAGUUCUCAGCCUACAUCAAGAACUCUAAGCCAGAAGCUAAUGAAGCUCUGGAGAAAGGCCUGCUGAAAACACUGCAGAAGCUGGAUGAGUAUUUGAACACACCCCUCCCUGAAGAGAUUGACGCUGACAGCAUGGAUGAUGUCAAGGCUUCCAGCCGCAAGUUUCUGGAUGGAAAUGAGAUGACGCUAGCAGACUGCAAUCUGCUGCCGAAGCUUCACAUUGUCAAGGUUGUAGCAAAGAAAUACCGGAACUUCGAUAUUCCCAAAUCCAUGACGGGAAUCUGGCGAUACCUGCAGAAUGCUUACACCAGGGAUGAGUUCACAAAUACUUGUCCUGGAGACAAAGAAAUUGAAAUUGCUUAUGCAGAUGUAGCAAAACGCCUCACCAAGUGAUGAUGGACAAGGCCAGCACCAAGCAUUCACUAACAGAAAAGCUUUUGUUAACAGACUACGCUUUACUUUUAUUGCAUGGUUUUGCAAGUUGUCAGAUAUUUUAUAUUUUCCAUUGGAUUAUAACUUCAGGUAUCUCAGUUCUUACUUUUUUAUAUAUAUAUAUAAAAUAUAUUUUAGGAAGGGUUUUCAAGGUUCAGUAAAACUAAGCAAGCAGUUGUCCAAGUGAGCAGAAGCACUUGGCAAUUGAUAUCCAUCAGAUGUUGACGACUUGAUAUUGAAAGAAAAGAUGUUAUAGAGACCUGUGCCUUUAAGAUCUUAUGCUGUGAAAGGUCAUUCUAUAAAUAUAUGAAACGUAGCAAAAGAAAAUUGCUCAGUUUUAAUCAUAUUUACACACAGGUAUCACAAAUGUAUUUUAGCUUCAAAUAAUAACAGACUAAAGUUGCCUUCUUGGUUAGUAUCACGUUGAUUAACAGGACCUAAAUGUAAGUGUGACCAUAUAGUCAGCAAGUAACCUUGAAAGCCCUAGUUUUAGGUAUUAUGAAACAAAUACACAUACAAACACUGAACAUAAUAAGUUACAGUAUUCCGCUGAACAGUUUUAUCAUUGUAUUUAUAAUGCUGCAAUAAUCCUCAAAUCCUUGACUGCUUAAUCAUAAGUAAAAUUUUCCCAUUUUCCGUAUUGUUAAACUUCAUUCCAAACUAUUGAUACAUUUUUAUCAUUUCCUUUUGUUUUAUAGACAUCUUGAUAAGUUAACAAAAGAAUCACUUUGCCCUGUAUUCAUAUUAUUGAGAGAAGAGUGGCUGAGCAAGAGAUUAAACAAAAUCAACACUGAAGUAAAAAUUGUGAUUAGUGGCUGUAGCGGACAAUGCAAUAGCCAGUUUUAUAGAAUUUUUUUAUAAGUUUUUGUUAAGUGGACAUUCUUGUUCUUACACAGAUACGCAAGCUCAAGACAAUAAAUCUGGAUUAAUAGCUCUCCCUAUGGUUUUGUGUAAUUUAAAAAGACAUUGAGUGGUUCAUUUGAAUACUUAAGGAAAAGGCAAGACUAGUUUUACUGAGUGAAUAGCUUCAUGUGCAACAUGUCAAUAUACAGAAAGAGAUGAUGCCACUUGUAUCCUGGAUUUUCUCAAGGGAAAGAAGCAAUCUUUUAUAAAUAGUGCAGUUGUGCACAGUUGCUCCACAGAACACUUAGAAUCAGAAAAUUCUGACACAUGAAUUUUCAAACUUGUCUUGCAAUUCUUUGCCAAUUCCUCCUCCUACAAUUUAUCAGUAACAGAAUGCUAAAUCAAGGAGUCAGUGGCAGUCUAUGUCUGAGUUAUGCUCAAUUCAUGACUGAUAUUCAGUUUACAAUGAAGAAGAACACUUCCACUGAUGAUUGAGCAACAAGACAAUUACAUCGUUGCUGUAGAAUGCAAUAUACCUGACAAUCUAUAGGGUACUCAUUUAUUAGUCACUUGGUAAUGCUGUUGUGAUUUAUGAAAGAUAUAUGUACAACCUGAAGUUAUCCCUUGAUUUAAGGCCAUUCAUCAGUGGCAUUUGAAGGAUUUUGUAUGAAGAUAAAGCUGCCAUUUUUCAUAACUAGUAAUUAAGUUGCAUUUUCAACCACAUUAUUCAUCUCCUAAUGGUGGCAGAAUUACAAGUGAUUAAAAAAGAACAAAAUUACUUCAGUUCAGAUAUUACAGGUAAAAGCGAUUGUUGCAUCAUUAUAAAAAAAAACACUUUUUUGAAAUACAGGGACAGUGAAGUUACACCACAUUGGUUUUAAUAUACAAGUUUUCACAUUUCUGACUGAAGAAAUGAAAUCACUUUUAAAAGCCA
This is a messenger RNA of Chiloscyllium plagiosum (whitespotted bambooshark), 2932 nucleotides long. RefSeq names its product CLIC family member 4 (gene clic4). The record is from RefSeq and is a predicted model, not a curated record. Lineage: Eukaryota; Metazoa; Chordata; Chondrichthyes; Orectolobiformes; Hemiscylliidae.